Messenger RNA from Loa loa (African eye worm), 312 nucleotides. RefSeq lists its product as hypothetical. NCBI's taxonomy places the organism in Eukaryota, Metazoa, Nematoda, Chromadorea, Rhabditida, Onchocercidae. The record is from RefSeq and is a predicted model, not a curated record. Bases 1 to 312 code for a protein of 103 amino acids. The transcript is spliced from 2 exons.
AUGAGGAUGAAUGAUGAAGAUAUAGCCAUCCUUAUUUGCAAAUUCGAUCGAUUACGCAUCUCUGAUAAAGAUAAUAAAGAAGUGGAGAAGAUCCAAGCAUCUCAAAUGGAUCAGAAAGACUUGAUAGUAUCAGUAAUAAAAAAUGUAGUUGGAGAAGUGCAAUUAGCAUUUUGCAAAUUGUGGCUAACAUCGACUGCCAACAAUGGAAUAACAUUUUCUGAAAUGAUGUCGGAAGGCGACUGCAGAAGAUGCUUUGAAGCCAGAAGUGCUUCAUCAAAUAGAGACGUUUGGUAUUGUUGGACAGUCGUCUAG